Molecule: messenger RNA, 1343 nt
Organism: Cylindrotheca closterium
Lineage: Eukaryota; Bacillariophyta; Bacillariophyceae; Bacillariales; Bacillariaceae
Source: the annotation of a GenBank genome assembly
AUGAAGGAUAGCAUCAUCAACCUGCCGGAGAAGGACCCGAAUUCGAUCAUGACUGUAGCUGACCAAGGUCAGGGAGGUCUCGAGGAAAAAACCCGAUCAAAUUUGACCACUCAAUCGUCGAUUGCUCUGACAAAGGAAAAUCCUGCCAUCACGACUUCCAAGCGCAUCAGCAAGCGAAACCCUUCAAAAACCGCCGAGGAUGGCGCAAUGACAGGUCGCUCGCUCCUCCCAUCUGAAGUUGCCCAAGGUCAGGUUGGCCUCACGGCCAAAGCUCAAUCGAACACCAGUCCUUCGUCGAUCGAUCUCACCAAGGAUAAUCCUGAUCCCACGACUACCAAGAGUCAACGCAAGCAACCCCCCCUUCCAAAACCGCCGAGGAUGGCGCAGUAAUACUCUGGUUGGGCAAUCUCCAAAUGCCCUGGCUGGUGGGCCGAUGUCAACAUGGAUCCAUCUUCCAACGCCCAAACCUACGACGACAUCGCUGCGUUCAUCCUGACUGGCCUGAAGGCGUACGACCCAUCACUCGGCGAUUCGAUGCCACAGCUUCGGUCCAGCAUGCAGAAUCUGUUCUCCCUUGGAGAUCUUGAAGAUGCCGACGACGACAAAGGUUUCUGGGCUCUUUGCGAGUACUUUCUUCGUCUCGCGACACAGUGCCCCACGGUUGUGUUCGAUCUUGCAACGGCCCAACGAGUUAUCACUACGGACGAAAAGUUGCCUCGCCUUUGGGAAUUUUCGCUCGUGUUCGACCCGACAUUAAUUGUUCAACGCGCCGAGCCGUUGACGUGGAUGUGGCUAGCGGCAGCCGAAUUCUUUGCUCAUCCUUGGACUGGCCCUGCGAUCAUUCCUCCCAUUGUGGAGGAAUUCAAGCGACUAGAACGAGAGUCAAAAAUAGCCAAAGCUCAGUCCAAGUCUAAGAAGCACCCUGCAUCGACUCCAGAGAAUCCAUAUAUAACUGAAUCAUUAAUUGGUAUCUAUGCUACUUCUAGAAGGAACGUUGCUCGCAAGUCGAAAGUGUCCAAAAGGUGCCAAGGCACACGAUUCGCGCCCGUCUCCCUCUGUCCUGAUGCAAAAACGGAACUGACGCCACCAAAGGAUCGGUCCAAUCCCUACCAACGAACUCCACCUUCGGAUGCCACUCCUCCUUGCCAACAAGUGGUCAUGUCUGACACCGUUCACGUCAUCGCCAGCACCCCAACAGGAACACAGGAAGCCAGUGUUCCAGCUGACGACGUCGCGGUAGCCAACACCCACCGUGGGAGGACCAGUGCGGAAAAUGGAGCAGAGGAACACAAUAGUGCCCCGACCUACAGGGACACUGUUGCCGCUCUCCCCGCUCCCACGGU